CCUAGAAGUCUCAUCAAUUGCUCUCCAAAUUAUGUUUGUUCCUCGAGAGGACCAUCUAACUUUGCCAUCAUAACAUUCCCCAUUCCUCUCCUUAAAUUUUCACAUCCAGAUGCUUGAUCGUGGUUCUCCAGCCAUGGAGGGGCAAUUCCCUCUCCCGAAGUUCAGCCAUCGUGAAACUCUACCCCACUACAAUUUUCUUCCAACCUCCACCACAAAGCAGCAUUUGAGUGAGGAAACAUACAUCACUAUCUAAAGAAAGAGAUGUUGCAAAGCUUUAAGACAAAUGAUGGCGUUACGUUGAGGUAUGUGGAUACAGGUGCUGGGAGUGAGGUGGAGGAUGAGGGGAGAGACUGGUUGGUUUUGAUCCACGGCUUUACGGGCUCAGGCACAGUCUGGCAGCGGAAUGUUCCUGCUUUUUCGAAAGAGUACAGGGUUAUUGUCCCAGAUCUGAGAGGUCAUGGAGAUAGCGAUAAGCUACGACACGGAUUCCACGUCUGUAGACUGGCUAUGGAUUUAAAGGAGAUGAUUUCACAUCUAGAAGGCUCAGCAAGUUCAAACCGAGCUUGGAAGGCUAUUGGUGGGAGUUUGGGGUGUUCGAUAUUAUGGUGCUAUGCUUCACUGUUCACCACUUCUCCAUUCUCGCACAUGAUUUUCGUUGAUCAAUCACCCCUUCAGGAUUACUCCCGGUACGACGAUUGGGAUGAACGAUUCGGUAAUCGAGGGAUGAAUAACCCUGCUGCUCUCGCUGGAUUACAGGAGACAUUGGCAACAUCACCGGAGACUGCUCAUAAAGGGACAAUUGCUGCAUGUCUUUCGUAUCGAAGUCAUCCCUUGCCUACUGAUAAUGUCGCCUCCCAAAAAUCCUCGGAAGACGAAGCCUUCUUCUUGACCGAAGCCAUGAAAGGCAACCCUGAAUUCUACGGCCGUUUAAUGGCGGAUCAUACUUCUCUCGACUGGCGAGAAUCCAUCAAAGCUACUUUCGGUCCUGAAAGCGGCAGUGAGACGAAAGUACUAGUUGUGGCAAGUAGCAGGAGUGGAUGUUUUCCAGCUGAGGGUCCGAUGAAAGUUGUUGAAUUCGUCAAUGGAGGGGUGGAAAAGGAGGGAUUUGCGAGGGGAGAGGUGGUGGAGUGGGGUGGGCAUUGGUGUUAUUGGGAGGAUCAUGAGAAGUUUGAUGGGUUGUGUUUAAGGUUUCUGGGGGAAGGUGUGGGAGAGCGCGUGAAUCUCUGAGCAGGUGAUAGAAUGCUUAGCAUGCCAUAGAUGCUUUCGAUUGUAAAUUGAGCUCUCAUUUACCAUGAACGUCAGGGGAUGGACCUUCGGCCCAUGGAAUGGAAAUAGAGGGCAAAUGGCUCUCAAUUAAAUUG
Mollisia scopiformis is the source of this 1361-nucleotide messenger RNA. Its product is annotated as alpha/beta-hydrolase. Lineage: Eukaryota; Fungi; Ascomycota; Leotiomycetes; Helotiales; Mollisiaceae. The coding region runs from base 262 to 1227 and encodes 321 amino acids. The transcript has 4 exons. The record is from RefSeq and is a predicted model, not a curated record. Gene Ontology annotation, molecular function: hydrolase activity.